Psilocybe cubensis is the source of this 612-nucleotide messenger RNA. RefSeq lists its product as uncharacterized. NCBI's taxonomy places the organism in Eukaryota, Fungi, Basidiomycota, Agaricomycetes, Agaricales, Agrocybaceae. The record is from RefSeq and is a predicted model, not a curated record. The coding region runs from base 1 to 612 and encodes 203 amino acids. The transcript has 2 exons.
AUGAUGAAAUUUGUCGUAUCCAUUCUGCUCUCGUUCUUCAUCAAAGUUGCGAGCGGUCAUACCGUAGCAACAUUUGCAAAUUCAACGAUCGAGGAGCGAGCUGCAGCUACCUGUGCUGACCCAACCCUUACCGAUAUUUAUGUCGAAUCCUACAGCCCGUCCUCCAAGUUUCAUCUUCUCCAAUUGCGCACCGAAUUCGUUGAUUCGCUUACUGAUGGGAAUGGUGACUUUGGGUUCCAAGGAAAUAUUUUCCGGGCUUGGAGUACACCCCAGCCUUUCACUUUCCCUUUGUAUCGUCUCGUCACCCCUCCCCCUCUGGACUAUCUCUUCGUCUUAUCGACGGACGGCAACCCACCCGUCGUUCCGGGCUUCCAAACCGAUCUGAUCACCGCAUAUAUUUAUUCUACUCAAGUCUGCAACAGCAUCCCCCUCUACUCGGUUGCUCGGGCAAGUGCCACCUACCAUUAUUAUACGACUGUUAUCAGCGAGCGGGAUGACAUGAUCAAUAAUCGGGGCUGGACCGAUUCCGGCAUCGUUGGCUAUGUCCUGCCUUUGAUUCCAGGUGACUCAAGCGUUUUUCUGAUUAAUUGCUGUUCUAACUAUGCCUAUUAG